GCUGAGGAGGGUGGCGUGGUCGACCGCGAAAUGGAUCAGGGCGAAAGUCGCGGAAGACGAGCGACGAUGUCGGCCGACGACACUUGCGUCAAAAUCUCCGCGAACAGAUAUUAACUCGGGCCCGAGGAAGUCGGCCAGCGAAGGUGCCGCGAACGGAAGAUUCGUAUCUACCGAUCUACUCGUGACGGCGGAUCAUGGUACAUUAUUUAAGGAGAUGAUAACCGUCAGACAUUGAAGAGCCCGCCAGGACAGAGGACAUAUCUCGCGCGUCAUGGAGGAACACCUGAACCAGGCUGGAAACUCGUCCACGGACGGGUCGGGGUUCACAGAUCCCUCGACCAUCCUUACGGCUCUGGUGCUCGGUCUCCUGAUACUCGUCACCGUCGUUGGGAACCUGUUCGUGAUAGCGGCGAUCCUGCUCGAGAGGAACCUUCAGUCAGUGGCGAAUUAUUUAAUCGUCAGUUUGGCCGUCGCUGAUCUCAUGGUCGCCUGCCUGGUCAUGCCCCUCGGAGCAGUUUACGAGAUAAACGAGGGAUGGUCGCUCGGGCCUGAGCUUUGCGACAUGUGGACCAGCAGCGACGUUCUCUGCUGCACUGCCUCGAUAUUGCAUCUGGUGGCUAUCGCGGUCGACAGAUAUUGGGCAGUCACCGAUCUCAAUUAUAUACAGGCGAGGAAUCCACGGCGGAUCGGUAUGUUGAUCGUCACCGUCUGGGUGGUGUCCUUAGGAAUCUCGUUGGCGCCUCAACUUGGCUGGAAGGAUCCUGAUUAUUUGGACCGUAUAGCGAACGGAACGUGUCUGGUGUCGCAGGACCCCGCAUACCAGAUCUUCGCCACAUGCGCCACGUUCUACCUACCCCUGCUGGUUAUUCUAUUCCUGUACUGGAGGAUAUUUCAAGCGGCACGGAAGCGGAUCAGAAAGAGACCGGGGACUAUCGUGCAGCCACCUCGUGAAAGAAAAGGCAUCCUCAGACUCGUCACAAGAAGACCGAGGGAGGAGUCGACGGCGUUCACCAUAACGAGAUCCACGCCGGACCAUUCGUCGAUCUCGCCGGAGAAGUCGUCGUCGUACAACGGGGCGAACGCGACGCAGUCGACGACCGUCACGCCGUCAGCGAUAUCCACCACGACCACCACCACCACCACCACCGUGACGAACCCUUCGUGCAGCCACUCGACCUCUUCGAGCAAGAGAACGCGCGAGACGAUCGAGUCGAAACGCGAGAGGAAGGCCGCGAAAACGCUCGCGAUAAUCACCGGGGCGUUCGUGGUGUGUUGGUUGCCUUUCUUCUUGAUCGCGUUGCUUCGUGCCACGUGCGAGGUCUGCGAGCCAUCGAAUCUGAUAGCAAGCGUCUUCCUGUGGCUGGGCUACUUCAACAGCACCCUGAACCCUGUGAUAUACACAGUAUUUUCACCAGAGUUCAGGCAAGCCUUCAAGAGGAUGCUUUGCGGUGGUUCCAGGAUAAUUCGCUGACAGUGGAUUUAAAUUUCGAUCGUUUUAAGAACGCGACAGUGUGCCCGUGUGUGAGUGC
Messenger RNA from Eufriesea mexicana, 1529 nucleotides. RefSeq names its product serotonin receptor (gene 5-HT1). Lineage: Eukaryota; Metazoa; Arthropoda; Insecta; Hymenoptera; Apidae. The transcript is spliced from 6 exons. Gene Ontology annotation, molecular function: G protein-coupled receptor activity. Gene Ontology annotation, cellular component: plasma membrane. The record is from RefSeq and is a predicted model, not a curated record. Gene Ontology annotation, biological process: adenylate cyclase-activating adrenergic receptor signaling pathway; positive regulation of MAPK cascade. The coding region runs from base 272 to 1471 and encodes 399 amino acids.